Ilyonectria robusta is the source of this 1081-nucleotide messenger RNA. RefSeq names its product DUF1649 domain protein. Lineage: Eukaryota; Fungi; Ascomycota; Sordariomycetes; Hypocreales; Nectriaceae. The transcript has 3 exons. Gene Ontology annotation, cellular component: phagophore assembly site. Bases 170 to 826 code for a protein of 218 amino acids. Gene Ontology annotation, biological process: autophagy; autophagosome assembly. The record is from RefSeq and is a predicted model, not a curated record.
GGCGAACCUUACUCAACUCGGCUAAUCUACACCAAAGACCGGGCCCACACGCCGCCUCACUGCCCCUCCGCAAUGUCAGCUCAGCAAAGUGACGUUGAGAGUUUUCAAGGCCCGCAUCAAGCAUUUUCAAUCUUCAACAUCAACGUCAACCUCCUCUUCUCCCACAACAAUGAUCCUGGCCGCGCAGAAUCGCCUACACGACACCGCCCGCGCCAUGGACCAGCAAGACCCCCCCGAGUUCAUACUCGACGUCUUUGCUGAUCCCCGCUCCGUCCGCGACGUCGUCAAAGGCAUCCUGCACACCAUCUUCUUCCACCGCUUCUUCCCGUCCCUCACCCCGCAGACCCGCGAGGUCCUCGACCUAACCCUCCCCUACGUCGACGAUGACGAGCUCGAGAUCAUGAUUGAGCAGCGCGCUACCGCCCUCGAGAGCCAACUUGACGCUCAGCGCUCCUCCUCCAGCGGUAAUGCCAACGCCACCAGCAACGGCGGCGCCCCCGGCGGUGGUCGCGGCCAGCUCGUCGUCCAGUUCUUUGAGAAGCGUCGCCGCAAGGCCUGGCUGUCCCGUGGUGAUGAGGAGGUCUGUUGGGAGUGCUGGACCAUCAAGGUGACAGUGGCAGAGCCCAGGACCGAAAGCGAAAGAGCAAAGGUUCGCCGCGCUAUGGAACAAACCCUCCUGACUACCGCCAUGAAGAUUGUCACAUUCGCCAACACCCACAAAGACCACAUACCCCCGAUUACCACACAAGGCACCAACCCGUUCCCCUACAAGAUCAAUCUCGACCAAAAGGAGACGAGCUGGGCCACCCGCAUGCGCAUCUACUAGUAGCAAAAGCGGCUGCAGCACAUGUAUACGUUAUUGGGUUUCCCUGUUCGUUGGAUAUUUCUCCAACUCUAGGGGUUAGUUAGAGAUGGGCGAAGGGCCCAUACACGAUGGAACUGUCGCUCUGUACAUACAACAUCUUAAUUUGGGCAUGGGCAUCAUGGGCGUUCAGGAGGCGGAGUCACGGUCAGGGUUUUAGCUGCCAGUAAUAGAUACCCCGUUGACAUGGCUGACUCGGUGAAUACACGAUAAUUGUAU